AUGUGAGAUUGGAAGAAUAAUUUUUGCAUGCAUACUCCGGGGAAUCCAACGUUCGGAUGACAGGAAUCAGUCACGCGAGACUUGUCAAUGCGACGAGAUUUAUCUUUUUAUAUUUUUACAUUCAUCCUCCCGGAGUCUGGUAUUGAGGGGAAGAUGUCUUUAACAUGGGGGCCAUUGAUCUUUGGAUAAAAGAAAUUCUCACUGUUUAUGGAUCUACUCUUUUAAUAACCCUGGUGAUUGUUUCUAUCGUCAAUUGGCAGUGGGCGAGAUUUGUCAAGAAUAUCUAUCGAUUGCACCUGGUGGGAUUCGAAGCAGAAUGCGCUGAGUUGGCUGGGAAUGACAAAAAACGUCUGUUUGCUCCACUUAACGGAGCAUUCUCUAAUGAUGAGAUUUUGCAGUCCGAGAGGGCGAUUAGGUUAUUGGAAAUUGGGGUGAAAACAGGGGAGAACAUUCAAUUCUACCCCGACAGAACUCAUCUGAUCUGCGUGGACUGGAAUCGAAAGCUAGAAGACUACCUAACGAAGAGCGAUCGCGCCUGGCAAUUUUCCCACGUCAAAUUCGAGAAGUUGAUAAUCGGCGAUGGAACGUCCCUAAAAGCAAUCCCGAGUAACUGUGUGGAUGCAGUUGUCACCGUGAGGUCAUUGUGUGCGUGUUCGUCAGUGCGAGAGACAUUGCGGGAGAUUCGAAGGGUCCUGGCCCCGGGAGGAAAAUAUUUCUUCUUAGAACACAUACCCGACAAAGAAGAGACAUUCGCCCGUUGGCUGCAGGGUUUCCUAACAAAAACAAAAAUCUACCCAUCAUUAUUCGGUGAUUGUAGACUGGACUCAAAUCCCCUCUACGACAUAAAGACCGCUGGUUUCUCGAAAGUUUCCUGCGAAUCGAUUGUCCUCAAAGGCUACGUUACCCACCCAUAUCAUUUAUAUUUAACUCGCAACCACAUUAUGGGCACUGCCACUAAAUAAUUGAGUAAAAUACAGAUAUAAAAUCAGGUAUUUUUACAACCAAUGAAGAAUCAUUGUACAAUAGUUUUUAUUAGCAAAAGAUACUCAUCGAUAUACAUAUUUACAAUGGCACUCUGCACGUUGAAAUUAUCGUCAAUUAAUUAAAGAAAUUAAUUUGAUUCAAUUUCAUUGGAAGGAUUCAGUAAUAAAAAAAUCACUCGUGCCG
Molecule: messenger RNA, 1167 nt
Organism: Diachasma alloeum
Lineage: Eukaryota; Metazoa; Arthropoda; Insecta; Hymenoptera; Braconidae
Product: methyltransferase-like protein 7B
Exons: 3
Coding region: 165-962 (265 amino acids)
Molecular function (GO): S-adenosylmethionine-dependent methyltransferase activity
Source: RefSeq, a predicted model, not a curated record